AACGACGAAGAGGAAAAGAAGAAGAAGGAGGUGGUGGUGGAGGAGGAGGAGGAGGAAAAAAAAGAGGAAGGAAAAGAGAGAGAGAGAGAGAGAGAGAGGAGUAAAGGUGGAGAAAGAAGAAGUGGAAAUAGACGGGAAGGAGAAAAAGACGAAAGGAGGUGAAAACGAAAUAACUCACCGGUGUGUUUCGUAUACGAUCGCAAUCGCGCACGCGCCGAACGUGACAUCUCGCGCAAAACUACGCGGGCUCCUUCGAAAGAGAUUAUAACAAAAUAUAAUCCCUGUUAUUCGAAUCGACAUGUUAAAAAGUGUUUCACGUGUAAAACCGCGCAUCAAUUUGUUUCUAAUGUACACAUGCGCGAGUCAUUAUCUCGGUAAUCGCCAGUCAUUAUUUUAUUAAUGAGUCCGUGCUCGUUCUCGAAAGUUCUAAGAAGAAAUGAACAGUUUAUAGCGGAUUUUCUCGUGUAUUCUAUUUUCGAGUUGCUCGCGAAUGUUUCUAUCUUCCGCGCUACAUCUCGAGAGGAACGAAAAAGGAGAAGGAAAAAAUAAGAAGCAGAAACGUCGGUAAAACGCAAUAAUAUAAAAGGAGGAGGAGGAGGUGGUGGUGGCCGAAGAGAAGAAAUCGAUAUUCGACGGAUGGCUCGGAGAACGGCAGAGGGAGUUUUUCUGUCAUCCUUGCAAACGACCGUAGAAGAGAACGUAACGCGCGCUUUACAACUAACCCGACGCUCGUUACUAUCACGAGCUAAGGAAGAGAAACUGAGAAGAAAGAAGAAGAGGAAAAUCGCGCGCGCGAGUAACAAAAGAGAAAUAGAAACGCAUCGUUUAUCGUCCGUCGAGCGUAUGUCAUUAACGUCGUCAUCGUAGUCGUCGUCGUCGUCGUCGUCGUCGUCGUCGUCGUCGUCGUAGUCAUAGUGGCACGACGUUGCAUAACUAGCGCGAACUCGGUGAGACUAGUGCGAUUACGUAAGACGAUAUCCUCGUUUACCAGAAGCUACUCGGUGUUCCCUAGACAGGACACUACGUGAACGAUACUACGUGAAGAAUAUAAAUAUCAUACAUGUGUGUGUGUAUAUAGAGAUAGAAAGAGGGAGUGAGAGGCAAUAAAGGAGAGAGAAGGGCACGUGCACCACCGACAACUACAGCAGUCGCGUGGCUGUCGUCCUGUCGUCGAGAAGACGCAUGCUCAAAUAAUCGAUCCUAUACAACGGCUCGUUCGACCCGGCCCAGAAUUUCUACGAUUGCCAUGAGGGCAGCCUUUCACUUCGUCGUCCUAAGAAACCGGAAACCGAUUAUGAAUUGAGCUUUACGCGUAUACAUGUGCCGUAUUACGUCGCAUUGCUCUACGAGCCUGUUUAUAAAUAUAUAUUUAUAUGUGUCGCCGCCUCUGCCUGUGCGUAUAUGUUUACGCGCGCGUGUGCGCGCGUGUGUGGGUGUCAGUGAUAUAUAGAUAUGUGUAAACAUUGUGGUUUCGCUCUAUGAAAAUUUAUGAAUUACGCAAGUGUAAUACCUUCCUCUCGUUGUCCUCGACAACAUUCACGUUCUUCUUGUUAAAUAUUUAAAGGAGUUCGUAUUUUGCGCGCGUGAACCAAAUAGAAGCUCCUGCGCAAACUGCACGCGCCGGAAACAUCGACGAUGGCGAUGAAGAGUCGGAAACAGUACUCUAACGGGCCUACCUUGGGCUCUAAGAGCCACUACCCUGCCAUCAGUCAAGCCUACUGGGCACCACAACCGCAGACCGUACCUUAUUCCGUUCCAGAACGCAAGUUGUUCGUUGGCAUGUUAUCAAAAAAAUACACCGAAAAUGACGUCAGAAGCAUGUUCAGCGUCUACGGAACGAUCGAGGAGUGUUCGGUAUUGCGAGACAAUGCCGGACAAAGUAAAGGCUGUGCCUUCGUUACCUUCGCUAGUAAACAAUACGCUAUCAACGCCAUUAAGGCCCUUCAUCAUUCGCAAACGAUGGAGGGAUGCUCAUCACCUCUGGUUGUGAAAUUCGCUGACACACAGAAGGAAAAGGAUCAAAAAAGGAUGCAGCAAAUUCAAGCGAAUCUCUGGAAUAUCGCAGGAGUCAACAUGGCGCCGCAUUACCUGACGACGGGUGAGACGCAUACGCUGGCGCCGUCGUCGUUGCAGUUGUUGCAGCAGUUGCAAGCGACAACGAGUGCGGCCACCCCGGUAGCCGCCGGCGCCGGAGCGAACGCUCUCUCGAGUGUUCAGCAUCAGCUGUUGCUACAGCAGCACCUUGGCCUCGGUGCAGCUACCCCCGCACACGCCGCUCCACCUGCUGUUCCAAGUCCACCGGAGAUUAAUCCUGCCAAUCUCCAGGGUCUAGCGACUCUCGCGUCCCUCGGUAACUCCGCUGGUGAGUAUGCAAAUGCUGGUGUAUCGCCGAUGAGUAUGCAAAAUCUUGUUACAUUGGCAGCUAUGACUGGCGGAAACGGCAACCUUCAAGUGUCACCAACCACGUUAAGCGGACUGGCGAAUUCGACAGCAGGUAUGUCGCUAUCUGCCCUACUCGGGAAGACAGGAAGUACAGGGUCGACCGGUGGAAGCCUAAGUCCUGUAACGUCUCUUGCGCUUAAUUCCUUGACAGGAGCACCUUUGAACGGAUUGCAGGACUCUCUGAGUAACGCUUAUUCGAGCUUGCAGCAGUACGCAGCUCUCAUUGGAAAGACGACGGUGACCGUGGAAAAGAAAGAAUUGCAUAGGUUCCCGGCAUUCACGGCGGCAGCGGCUGCAGCAGCGGCGGCGGCGCAAAAUUCGAGUUUCAGUGCCGCUGGCAAGCAGAUCGAGGGUCCUGAAGGUGGUAACCUCUUCAUCUACCACUUACCGCAGGAAUUCAGUGAUACCGAUCUAGCUUCUACCUUUCUACCUUUCGGCAAUGUCAUAUCCGCCAAAGUUUUCAUCGAUAAACAGACGAAAUUGAGCAAAUGCUUCGGUUUCGUCUCGUACGACAACUCUGCGAGCGCGCAAGCAGCGAUCCAGGCGAUGAACGGUUUCCAGAUCGGCACGAAGCGACUUAAGGUUCAAUUGAAACGAUCCAAGGACGCUUCGAAGCCGUACUAGUUGACAUCAUCCUCGAGCGUUCGUAGCAGGUGGCCUGUGACGUUGUGACCGUGUACUCUCGAUCGGAGUCGCCGUGCCAUGUCAAUCUCAGUCAGUCAGUCAGUCAGUCAGUCAGUCAGUCAGUCAGUCAAUCGAUCGGUCGAUCGGUCAAUCGAUCGUCUUCGAUCGUCGACCAAGUCGGUCAAUCAGUUACGACUCCUUGGUCAGUCUCUCGAUCGGUCUCUCUGUGUCUGUCGGUGCUGCCUGUACAAAAAAAAAGAAAAAAAAAAAAAAAAAAAAAAAAAAAAGAAAAGAAAAAAAACACCAAAAAGAAAACACACAAAAA
Molecule: messenger RNA, 3391 nt
Organism: Vespa velutina
Lineage: Eukaryota; Metazoa; Arthropoda; Insecta; Hymenoptera; Vespidae
Product: CUGBP Elav-like family member 1
Exons: 12
Coding region: 1636-3066 (476 amino acids)
Biological process (GO): regulation of alternative mRNA splicing, via spliceosome; mRNA splice site recognition
Cellular component (GO): cytoplasm; ribonucleoprotein complex; nucleus
Molecular function (GO): mRNA 3'-UTR binding
Source: RefSeq, a predicted model, not a curated record